CAAUCCCUCGAACAAUUUGCGGAAACGGCGUACCUACCAUGCGCAGCGACAAAGACUGCGAGCCUGAAACCUAUGGGGAAGGAAUAAAAAAAGAAAUUUCGUAUCGUCGCACUCUGAGCUUAAAGACCAGUAUUUUCUGAGGAGCUCGCCGGCCUGGGGUCUCGGUAAAGACACCGAAAUUUAACCGAGGCAAGGCUGGAUUUAGAGUCGGCGUACGGCUAGUGAAUUCGCUGAAGAAGACUGUAGCAGCUGGCAGAUUUUCCGUUGGACCGUCUGUAGGCUAGGGUAGCGAGGGAGCCGCCAUGGCAGUCGGAUCAUUGAGCCUCCACAUCGGGAUAUGAAGUGGAACUGCAUGUGUCCCGAAUCGUUAAGAAAACGCCGCAUUUGUCACCGAUCCGCACCGGAUCAGUAUCUGAACUAACCCUUCUUCAUCUCCGUGAAAUCGAUUCCGCACCCCGAAAGAAAUUACCGCUGGUUUUUAACCGUGGGGCCACAGGGAGAGGCCAGAUUCAUGACUAUUUUAGUCGGAUACGUGUCUUCAAAGGCCCGCUGAAAGAAAUCCUGGAGCACAAGGAGGAAACGAUGCUCUGAUAGACCGUCGGUGGAAAAGAAAAGGGUCAUUUAGUGGCGAUACGAAGUAGUGUGAAGGAUUCCUGGGAUAAGGGGAUCUCUUUCUGGCUGACCUCCCCGUGAAUUACAGUGAUAUUAAUUUACUGUCAUCCCCCCCUCCUUUUUUUUUUAUUAUUUUUUAUUUUUGAUGAGAAGGUUCGGCGAAUCGAUCAGCUCCGCCGUUUAAGCAAGUCACAGUCGAGAGAAUCAAGGGGAUCGUCGGAUCAUGUCGGGUCGGCCCAGGACCACAUCUUUCGCCGAGAGCUGCAAGCCAGUGCCGCAGCCUUCAGCUUUCGGCAGCAUGAAAGUCAGCAGGGACAAAGAUGGCAGCAAGGUAACGACAGUUGUGGCCACCCCAGGCCAAGGCCCCGACCGGCCACAGGAAGUCAGCUACACGGACACCAAGGUCAUCGGCAAUGGCUCUUUUGGCGUCGUCUACCAAGCUAAACUCUGCGACUCUGGAGAGCUGGUGGCCAUCAAGAAGGUCCUGCAAGACAAGAGGUUUAAGAAUCGUGAGCUGCAGAUCAUGAGGAAACUGGACCACUGCAACAUAGUCCGCCUGCGCUACUUCUUCUAUUCCAGUGGAGACAAGAAAGAUGAAGUGUAUCUGAAUUUGGUUCUGGAUUACGUGCCUGAGACCGUCUACAGAGUGGCCAGACACUACAGCCGAGCCAAACAGACUCUGCCUAUGGUUUAUGUGAAGUUGUAUAUGUACCAGCUCUUCAGGAGCCUGGCCUACAUUCACUCGUUUGGUAUCUGCCAUCGGGACAUCAAACCCCAGAAUCUGCUGCUGGAUCCAGAGACGGCUGUUCUCAAGCUCUGUGACUUUGGCAGCGCUAAGCAGCUGGUCCGUGGAGAGCCUAACGUGUCCUACAUCUGCUCUCGCUACUAUCGAGCCCCUGAGCUGAUCUUUGGUGCCACUGACUACACUUCCAGCAUAGAUGUGUGGUCAGCCGGCUGUGUACUGGCAGAGCUGCUCCUGGGACAGCCGAUCUUCCCUGGUGACAGCGGAGUGGACCAGUUGGUGGAAAUCAUCAAGGUUCUCGGCACCCCGACCCGAGAGCAGAUCCGUGAGAUGAACCCCAACUACACUGAAUUCAAAUUCCCCCAGAUCAAGGCACAUCCAUGGACUAAGGUGAGUCAACAGGUGUUCCGACCACGUACGCCUCCGGAGGCCAUUGCCUUGUGCUCCCGCCUGCUGGAGUACACGCCCACGGCCCGCCUGACACCCCUAGAGGCAUGCGCACACUCAUUCUUUGACGAGCUGCGCGACCCCAGCAUCAAACUGCCCAACGGGCGAGAGAAGCCCUCGCUCUUCAACUUCACUACCCAGGAACUAUCUAGUAAUCCUUCUUUGGCCUCCAUACUCAUCCCUGCCCACGCCCGCAGCCAGGCUGCCGCCUCUACCCCAACCAAUGCAUCUGCCACCACAGAUGGCAGCAGCACAGAGCGAGGUCCCACCACCACCACCGCCUCUGCCUCAGCUUCCAACUCCACCUCCUGAGCCCACAGAGCACCUGCCCCGCCCCGGUCUCAGCCCCAGCCCUCAGCCUCUCCAUUGCCCUGGCCAGGGGGUGAGCUCUGCUCAGCUCAGCUCUGCCCUGCUCCUCUUCCCCGGCAGCAGCGGAGCGAUGCUGAAGCAGGCCGGGUUCGACAGCUAACUGACCACAAACCUAGCAUCCCCAGUCUGCCUCUCUUACCCCCAAACCCGGCCUCAACAUAAAGCUGUUUGAACUCUUCUCCAUCCUCCGUCAAAGAUGCCUCUCCGUGCCCUCUCGACAGGGAAGUGAAGCGCAGGGCCGAAGAUGUUAUCGACUGUACUGUUGAUUUAAAAAGUACACUGUACACGUAUACACAAUGCUAGCCUGCUAAGAGGACAAUCUGUAGAAAAGUCCUGAGCUCUCCCCCUUUUUUUGCCCUGUCUCUAUCUGGCCUCCCUCUCCAUUGUUCCAUUUUUCUGCAUCCUUUGACCUCUGACCCCUCCGUCCCCUGGCCAACCCCUCCUCCUCGAAAAAAAA
Messenger RNA from Pundamilia nyererei, 2627 nucleotides. RefSeq names its product glycogen synthase kinase 3 beta, genome duplicate a (gene gsk3ba). Bases 836 to 2113 code for a protein of 425 amino acids. The record is from RefSeq and is a predicted model, not a curated record. The transcript is spliced from 11 exons. Gene Ontology annotation, molecular function: beta-catenin binding; ATP binding; tau-protein kinase activity. Gene Ontology annotation, biological process: positive regulation of proteasomal ubiquitin-dependent protein catabolic process; cell differentiation; negative regulation of canonical Wnt signaling pathway. NCBI's taxonomy places the organism in Eukaryota, Metazoa, Chordata, Actinopteri, Cichliformes, Cichlidae. Gene Ontology annotation, cellular component: cytoplasm; glutamatergic synapse; axon.